Messenger RNA from Mastomys coucha (southern multimammate mouse), 1951 nucleotides. It is a transcript of the gene Snx21, whose product is annotated as sorting nexin family member 21. Bases 478 to 1578 code for a protein of 366 amino acids. Gene Ontology annotation, biological process: protein transport. Gene Ontology annotation, cellular component: early endosome membrane. Gene Ontology annotation, molecular function: phosphatidylinositol phosphate binding; protein binding. The transcript has 3 exons. The record is from RefSeq and is a predicted model, not a curated record. Lineage: Eukaryota; Metazoa; Chordata; Mammalia; Rodentia; Muridae.
UACACAGCACUGUAUGGAAAUUAGGGGUAAGGCUUGGGGCUGCCCCGGGAGUCCGGGAGGGGUGGGACGAAUCUAAGAAGGGGCGCGGCCACCACGAUUGGGGACGGUUUCGGGGGAAGCCUUGGCUCGCCCGCCUGCCCUCCGCGUCCCUCCCGCAGGCAGCGGCCCGGGGAGGGAGCGGGCGGGGCCCGGGCGGAGCGGCGGCAGGAAGCAGCGAGGCGGCCCCGUGAACUGCCUGGGCGGAGAGCCGCGGGCCUCUGCGCCAAAUCCCGGGAGCCCGCCCUGAAUGCACGGGUCCGGGCCAGCGGGAGGGACGCGGUAGAGGCCGGCCUCUUGCACGUCCCCGGCGGCCGCGGCCAGUGGGCGUAGCCUCUCGGGCCCCGCCCCCGACACGCCCCCGGGCCCCUCUGCGGGCGGGGGUCUCCUCCCUCCCUCUUCAGCCCUGGACCCAGCGUGGCGCGCUCCCCCCUGGGUGCCAUGGCCUCGCGGCUCCUGCACCGGCUGCGACACGCCCUGGCCAGCGAUGGCCCCGGGGAGGCGGCGGCGGCGGCGGCGGGCCCAGAGGCCGAGCAGUUCCCUGAGAGCUCAGAGCUGGAGGACGAUGACGCCGAGGGCCUGUCCUCCCGCCUCAGUGGCACCCUCAGCUUCACCAGUGCAGAGGAUGACCCGGACGACGAAGACGAGGACGACGAGGCGGGCCUGGACUCGCCACCCUCUGGGGACGGGACAUCGGGAGAAGACGCAGAACGAAGUCCCCCACCUGAUGGACAACGGAGCAGCCAACUCCUGGCCCGCCAGCUGCAGGAUUUCUGGAAAAAGUCUCGGAACACCCUCGUUCCGCAGAGGCUGCUCUUUGAGGUGACCAGCGCCAAUGUUGUCAAGGACCCUCCCUCCAAGUACGUGCUCUACACCCUCGCCGUGAUGGGCCCAGGGCCACCAGAUCGCCAGCCAGCCCAGAUCUCUCGCCGAUACUCCGACUUUGAGCGGCUGCACAGAAACCUGCAGCGGCAAUUCCGGGGCCCCAUGUCUGCCAUCUCCUUUCCCCGUAAGCGCCUGCGCCGGAACUUUACUGCAGAAACCAUUGCCCGUCGCAGCAGGGCCUUUGAACAGUUUUUGGGCCACUUGCAGGCAGUGCCCGAGCUACGCCAAGCUCCAGACCUGCAGGACUUCUUUGUGCUGCCCGAGUUAAGGCGGGCGCAGAGCCUCACCUGCACUGGUCUUUAUCGUGAGGCUCUGGCUCUGUGGGCCAAUGCCUGGCAGCUGCAGACCCAACUGGGCACCCCUUCUGGCCCAGACCGCCCCCUGUUGACUCUGGCUGGGUUGGCUGUGUGCCAUCAGGAGCUGGAGGAUCCCGGGGAAGCACGGGCGUGUAGUGAGAAGGCUCUGCAGCUGCUGGGGGACAAGAGACCCCAUCCUUUCUUGGCACCCUUUCUUGAGGCCCACGUCCGGCUCUCCUGGCGCCUGGGCCUUGACAAACGGCAGUCAGAGGCACAGCUUCAGGCCCUACAGGAAGCAGGCCUUACGCCUACCCCACCCCCCAGCCUCAAGGAGCUGCUCAUCAAAGAGGUGCUGGACUAACUUUUUCCUGUCUUAAGGCCAUGUCUAGGAGAGGGGCUGCCCCAGGUUAGUGGACAGGGGCUGAGGACACAGCAACUGGGAGCCCCUAAAGUAGUUCCAGACAGAGUCUGCAGCAGACUGAGAGGAACUUUGUUUUGGACUCGGAACAGGCUUUGGCUGGGGUUACCCUAGGAUGAUACCAGGAGGAAGUCUUGGCAGAGGCUCUUCCGCCUACCACAACUGGAGGCUGUGGCCAAGGUCGGGAUCAAUGCCUCCUUUUCCGCCUCUAAACCAGUGAAACAGCUUGGUGAAAGGCCGGGGACUGCUACUGGAGUCCUGGAAUUCAGAGGCAUGGGGAGGGCUGUAGUUCUAUUAAAGGUCAGCUACUCCAGUG